CCGCUAUUUUCUCUUUCUCGCCCCUCUCUGCAUUUCAAAUUCACAAUACAGUCUCCCUCACCAGUCACCCCUCACCCCCGCAGGUAUUUUUGAUUGGCCGGAAAUCAAGGACGAUUGGUGAAAACCGGAGAUGGAUUCAGAGGCAAAGGAUUCGUCCCAAUGUGUUAGAGUUGCCGUCAACAUUCGGCCUCUGAUCACUUCUGAGCUUUUGAAUGGAUGUACAGAUUGCAUCACCGUGGUUCCGGGUGAACCUCAGGUUCAGAUAGGAUCACAUGCAUUUACUUAUGAUUAUGUGUAUGGUAAUGGAGCUGCACCUUCUAGUAAAAUAUUUGAUGAUUGUGUGGCACCUCUGGUUGAUGCACUAUUCCAUGGCUACAAUGCCACAGUUCUUGCUUAUGGCCAGACUGGGUCUGGAAAGACUUAUACAAUGGGGACUAAUUACAAUGGUGAUGAAAGUAGCUUUGGAAUUAUACCUAAAGUAAUGGAAAAUAUUUUUAAUAGAGUUCAGGCGGAGAAAGCUUCCACAGAAUUCUUGAUCCGAGUCUCAUUUAUUGAGAUUUUCAAGGAGGAGGUAUUUGACUUACUUGAUUCAUAUUCGCCUAAUUUGAACAAAGCUGAUGCAUCGUCUGUGGCUAAGCCCCUUGUUCCGGCAAGGGCUCCUAUCCAAAUCAGAGAAACAGUGAAUGGAGGCAUAACACUAGCUGGCGUGACUGAGGCAGAAGUUAGGACAAAAGAAGAGAUGGCAUCUUAUAUAUCUCAUGGUUCACUAUCCCGUGCUACUGGAAGUACCAACAUGAAUAGUCAAUCAAGUCGUUCGCAUGCUAUCUUUACCGUUACAAUGGAACAAAAGAAAAUAAAUUUUGGACACAGCAGAGCAACAGUGGAUGAUAUUGGUGAUGAUAUAUUAUGCGCUAAACUCCAUUUAGUGGACCUUGCCGGUUCAGAACGUGCUAAACGGACUGGUGCUGAUGGCUUGCGUUUGAAAGAAGGCAUCCAUAUCAAUAAGGGAUUACUAUCUCUUGGUAAUGUGAUAAGUGCUUUGGGUGAUGAGAAGAAGCGAAAAGGAGGUCAUAUUCCAUAUCGUGAUAGCAAGUUGACACGCUUGUUACAGGAUUCUCUUGGAGGAAACAGCAAAACAGUAAUGAUUGCUUGCGUUAGUCCUGCGGACACGAAUGCUGAGGAGACUUUAAACACUUUAAAGUAUGCAAACCGAGCUCGUAACAUUCAGAAUAAAGCAGUCAUCAACCGUGAUCCAAUGGCAGCUCAAAUGCAAAGGAUGCGUAGCCAAAUUGAGCAGUUGCAGGCUGAGCUUCUAUUUUAUCGUGGGGAUUCUAGUUCACCUUAUGAUGAUCUUCAGAUUUUGAAACACAAAUUAUCAUUACUCGAAACGAGCAACAGUGAGUUACAACGUGAGCUUCAAGAACGCAGAGUAACUUGUGAGCAUUUAAAACAAUGUGCUUUGGAAGCUCAGGUUGAAAAGGACAAAUUGGUAAUGCAAAUUGAAUCAGCUCGGAAUGGGAAAUCAUGGGAUGAAAUUGAAUGUAGUUCAACCAAGGACUUUGAUUUGUUGAAAACUUACGUGUCAAAAAUUCAAGAGUUAGAAGCAGAAUUGUUGCGUGUGAAGAACUCAUACAGCUCCAAACGUCGUCGAACUGUUGAUUGUGUUGAACUUGAUGAUGACAGAUUCCACUCAAGGAAUGUACUAUUCCCAUGUUUAAAUGAGUUUUCUUCUGAUUGUGAUAACAAAGCCGUGGACAUUUCUGAUGAGAUUGAAGAUGAAGAGGAGCUAGAACAUUCUUCUCUACAAGAAAAAUUUGACAAAGAGCUCAAAGAGUUGGAUAGAAAACUUGAACAGAAGGAGGCUGAAAUGAAGCGAUUUGCUAGUUCUGAUACUUCAAUUCUUAAACAACAUUAUGAGAAGAAAGUCCUAGAGCUUGAGCAUGAAAAGAGGACUUUGCAGAAAGAGAUUGAGGAACUGAGGCACAGUCUUGCAAAUAUAUCAUCUACUUCUGACGAGGGUGCUAGCAAAUUGAAGGAAGAAUACCUUCAGAAGUUGAAUGUCCUUGAGGCACAGGUUUCAGGGUUGAAGAAAAAACAAGAUGCUCAAACUCAACUCUUGAGGCAGAAACAAAAAAGUGAUGAGGCAGCAAAACGGCUACAGGAUGAGAUUCAAAAAAUCAAGUCUCAGAAGGUUCAAUUGCAACAUAAGAUUAAACAAGAGUCUGAGCAAUUCAGGUUAUGGAAGGCAUCACGAGAAAAGGAAGUUCUUCAGCUUAAGAAAGAAGGAAGGAGGAACGAGUAUGAGAUGCAUAAGCUAUUAGCUUUAAACCAAAGACAGAAAAUGGUUUUGCAAAGAAAGACAGAAGAGGCUUCAAUGGCUACUAAGAGACUUAAAGAGCUUUUGGAAUCUCGGAAAGCUUCCUUACGUGAAAAUACCAGUGCUGGAAAUGGGAAUGGUCCAGGAAUUCAGGCUCUAAUGCAAACAGUUGAGCAUGAGCUUGAAGUCACAGUGCGGGUACAUGAAGUACGUUCUGAAUAUGAGCGCCAAAUGGAAGAGAGGGCAAGGAUGGCCAAUGAGAUUGCAAAGUUAAAGGAAGAGUCACAAGUGCUAAAGCUAACUAAUUUUAGUGAAAGCUCAGAUACAAUGUCUCCUGGUGCAAGAAAUUCGAGAAUAUUUGCACUUGAAAACAUGCUUGCAACUUCUUCUGGUAUCCUAGUUUCUAUGGCAUCACAAUUGUCAGAAGCAGAAGAGCGUGAGCGAAGCUUUGGUGGUCGGGGACGUUGGAACCAAAUUCGAUCUCUUGUUGAUGCAAAAAAUAUUAUGAAUUAUCUUUUCAAUUUAGCAUUUUCUUCCAGGUGUUUGUUGCGAGAUAAGGAAGUCGAUUGUAGAGAAAGAGAGUCUGAAAUAAGAGAUCUUAAAGAAAAAGUAGUGAAACUCAAUAGCUUUGACAAACAAAUUGAAACACAGAAGGCAAAACUGAUCCAUCAGUUGAAUUUGCAGAAUUUAACAAUAGAAAAGUUGUCUCUAAAACCAGAAGCCUCGGAUAACUAUAACCGAGGACAUAAGUACGAUUUGCGCAAGCUGGGAUAUCGGAGCUCAUUAAUAUUUUCGGAGGAUAUGAACACAUCUGAUUCAGAAAAUUCAGAUGUAGAUAGAGAUGACGAAUGGGUAAUGUCUAGUAAACGGCCGAUUAAGAAAAGAAGUUCUAAAGACGGAGGUUGUUCAAGUGUUGGGUUCAAUCAGUUAGGAGUUGGUGUCUCAGAAAAAUUGAAAUUAGACUAUUCAGGUGAAGAAGUUGUUGCUGAGAUACAGAACAAUGAAUCCGGUCUAUGUUGCACGUGUAGCAAGAACUCGUCAUGCAAAACAAAUAAAUGUCAGUGCCGAGCAUCUGGGGGCAUUUGUAGUUCAUCAUGUGGUUGUGCAGCCGUUAAGUGCUCUAACAGAGAAGCUGUUAUUACCAAAGAGCAUAACUUGCCACAACUGGAUAUGGCUAACAGUGAAGAGAGUGGUCCAGGGACUGAUGGUACUGAAAAGAAUCAAAUUCUUGCCUCACAGGGAGCAAUGCUACUUCAAAGUGCACUUACUGAAACGCCUGCUGAGACAAAUAAGGACGGUGUGUUAAGGAGGAAACCUCUAUCUGACAUUGGAAACACACUGGCUAAGUCCAAUGCACCAAAGCCCAAUCAGAGAAAGAAAUGGCGGAAAUCUGUUAUUCAGCUUGUUCCUGUUGCCCCAACUUCCACGCAGCCAGAAAACAACACUACCGAGGUCACACAAAAGUCAGAUACAAGUGAGGCAGACGUUCCCUUGAAGUUACCAAGGGCAAUGCAUUCAGCUGCAUCAAAUGGCAGCAACCUUUUGAGGGAUAGAAAUGCUGAUCAAUCAGAUGAAUUGGCUAACAAGGAAACUACAAUUCUCGCCUCAAGCAGCCCUACUCGGCCUAAAAAAGCCUCAGAUGAGAAAGAGAAUUGCAGCCGUUAACUUAAGUCAUACAAAGUUGAUAGAUUUGUGGGAUCUAACAUGAUUACUUGGAGCCUUGGUGUCGUAUUUGAUUGUGUAGAUUAUGAAAUUGUUUACUGUUCUUGCAGUUGAAGAACAGACCAUUACUGGUGCCUUGAGCUCCAAUACACAGAAGCUGCUUUGAGGUUUACUAAUGAAGUUCCUGGGAGCAGUUCUUUCUCCUAGUUUGGAAUAUCUCUUCUUCCAAUGUGUGUGUGUGUGAUAAUUCAUACUGCAGUGGGACAAGGAGAAAACUCCCGGGGCUUGGGCGCACGAUGGACUGACCGAGGGAACAUGUGAUAUUUUUAUAAAUUCACCACAGUUUGUUCAAUGGGUUCAAUUGAUAAUGAAUUGAUAAAUGAGCUCGUGGGUCCAAUUAAUAAAGAAUUUGUUGCAAAUUUUUUUUAAA
This is a messenger RNA of Mangifera indica (mango), 4409 nucleotides long. RefSeq names its product kinesin-like protein KIN-4C. Gene Ontology annotation, molecular function: microtubule motor activity; ATP binding; microtubule binding. The coding region runs from base 131 to 3982 and encodes 1283 amino acids. The record is from RefSeq and is a predicted model, not a curated record. Gene Ontology annotation, biological process: microtubule-based movement; mitotic spindle organization. The transcript has 28 exons. NCBI's taxonomy places the organism in Eukaryota, Viridiplantae, Streptophyta, Magnoliopsida, Sapindales, Anacardiaceae.